Molecule: messenger RNA, 5290 nt
Organism: Gryllus bimaculatus (two-spotted cricket)
Lineage: Eukaryota; Metazoa; Arthropoda; Insecta; Orthoptera; Gryllidae
Source: the annotation of a GenBank genome assembly
UAUGAUCAUGGAUCGUUCUUUGAGAUGAACCGGCUCUUUUAGGCGGGUCGUUCAUCUACUUGGAUGUGCAGGGCCAUUGGCCAAUGACGCUCAGCCAAUGCGAGCCAACCGUUAUGGAGAUGCAUGGAAAGUUGAAUAGUGCACGUGGUGAUUUGUGAAGUAGUGUGUUAUAUUUUUUAAUUACUGAAUAGUGAAUUAUAGCAACAUUAUAUUUUGCACUGCAUUUGUAAUUUGUGGUAUACUUUUCAGUUUUUAGUGUUAAAUAGAUACGAAUAGUUUGUUAAAAACGCAUAACGACCAUGACUGGAACGAAGACUAAAACAGAGAAAAAAGCAAAACGCGAAAUUAGUUUAAGUGGAAAGGUAAUAAGACCUUACAGAAAGCGUUAUACUUCCAAAAAAAAGAUAAAAUUGAGAAAGCAAGUUACUGCAGGUAGUGAGAACCAAGAAAUAACUGCAAAUUCAGAGAAGAAAUAUAAGAGGCAGAAAACAGUGCGCAAAUCUAGAAAAGUUGGAAGGAAACGAAUGUGGGCGCCAGUAAUAGCUCCCAAAGUAAAAUUAUCAAGAUCAGAGAGAAAGCUACGAAAAUUAGAAAGCACAGUUGAUCCUGAUGCUAAGACUCUAUCAAGAAAGAAGUUGAGUUAUGCCAUGAGAAAAAGUAAUGUAACGUGGAAAGAUAUUAAAAAGAAUACUGAGUUGAAGACAAAGAAAAAGAAAGAACCAAUUUCUAGUCCACCAGACCCAUUGGAGGAGUAUGUUGGAAAUGAUAAAAGUGACUUGUGUGAAGAUAAGGUCAUGGAGUCUAUCAAGGCACUACUCUUAUUACUAGAGGAUAAUAAAACAAAAUUGUUUAGUGAUGAAGGGAAAGACAUUUACCUUCAAAUUACUAGUUUCAAAGUUCCAUUAACUAGUCCAAGAGAAAUUCGUGUUACUCUACCACAUUCCAUAUUACCAGAAACACCAGAUGUGUGUUUAUUCACUAGUGACUUGCAGAAAGGUAGAAGAAUUGACCAUACGCCCACCGUGGAACAUUUCAAAGAACUUCUCAGGGAGAAAGGUGUCACCCGAAUAUCUGAGGUCAUUACUUUACGUCAAUUGAAAACAGAAUAUGAACAAUACGAGAUGAAGAGGGCACUGUGUAACAGUUUUGAUGUGUUCUUGCUUCCAGUACCUAUUAAAUUGGAUGCUAAAAAUCUGAAAGAACGCGUUGAACAAGCUUUACAUAAAAGUUCAUAUCGAGUACACAACACUGGAUCUCUAUUUGUGCUUAAGGUUGCCCACAAUCUCUUGACACCCAAACAGAUAUGUGAAAAUAUUAUGGCUGCUGCUAAAUCUUUGAAAAAAAAAUUUCCUGGAGGAUGGGAUAAUGUUCUGCAGCUUAUGAUAAAGGGUGCAAAAACAAUUCCAGUUCCAUUCUACUUGUCAACAAAGAAAGAUAGCUUGGUGGCCAAACCAGUAGUAAAACCAUUAAGACCUAAGGCCUUCGUAAAACACACCGGAGAAUUAGAUGGAAUUGGAACAAUUAUUGUUACACCAGGUGGUAAAGUUACGAUUAUUGAGAAGGAAGAACUUGAUGAAAUGGAACGAGAACAAUUGAAGAGAGAACGAGAACUUAGAAAGGAAAGGUUUAAGGCCAAACGAGACAAGAAGAGAGCCAAGGCUGGCAGGUUAAAAGAUGCUGAAGAUGAAUCUGAUUUCGAAUUUACUGUGGAUGAUUUGUAUAGAAGUGACUCUGAAGUUGAAGGAGAGGAUGAGCAGUCUGUUAAGCAAACAAAACGGCGUCGGCUGGAAACAGAAAACGGAUCUGCCAAUGUAGAAGUUGUGCCUGAAUUAACAGAAGGACAUAUGGAUAGCAGUGAUAGUCCACUGACAAAAUCUGGUAUCAACGCAUUGGAGGAAGCAUAUCUGAAAGAUUGGCAGUCAAGACAACCCUUGGAGAAUGGAAAAGAAAAAUCAAAGAAACAUCGCAAUACUUUGACAAAUAAAUUACAAAAUCACGUAUCCAUUUCUGAACGCAUUGGUGGUCCUUGCCAGGAUGAUGGGAGCGGUCGAACGCAAGCAGGGCGCAAAGAAGACGCCUGAAGACGCCAUGUUCUUGUUGUUCUGCUAGAAUUGCUUACAUCGUAGUAGUUUACAGCUUCUGUCGGCUGUACUGAUUGAAAGUGUUAAUAAGCUCUAGAAACGAGUACAUUGAAAUCUUCGUUAGGAAGAGCACAUCCAUAAGCAAGAAUGGGGGAAGAAAAUAAAGGAGAACGAGGAGAGAGGGAAAAGGACAGAGGAGAACGGGACAAGGAUAGGCGGAGAAGAUCACGUUCCAGAGAACACAGGAAGAGGUCGAGGUCUCGCAGCCGUGACAAGAGAUCAAGGUCUCCUGGCAAAAAAGAGAAGAGAUCCAGACGGAGAAAGCCUUCAUUGUAUUGGGAUGUCCCUCCUCCUGGAUUUGAACACAUAACACCUUUACAGUACAAGGCUAUGCAAGCGGCCGGUCAGAUUCCUGCAAAUAUAGUAGCAGAUACGCCCCAAGCAGCUGUACCUGUAGUAGGUUCAACAAUCACCAGACAGGCUCGACGGUUGUAUGUAGGAAACAUCCCAUUUGGUGUCACAGAGGAGGAAAUGAUGGAGUUCUUCAAUCAGCAGAUGCAUUUAUCUGGGUUAGCACAAGCUGCUGGAAACCCUGUUUUGGCUUGCCAAAUAAAUUUGGAUAAGAACUUUGCUUUUCUAGAGUUUCGUUCUAUAGAUGAAACAACACAAGCUAUGGCCUUUGAUGGCAUAAAUUUUAAGGGACAAAGUUUAAAAAUUAGAAGACCUCAUGAUUAUCAACCAAUGCCAGGGAUGUCGGAGAAUCCAUCCGUCAAUGUACCUGCAGGCGUGAUUAGCACCGUAGUCCCAGACUCCCCGCACAAGAUCUUCAUUGGAGGUCUUCCCAACUAUUUGAAUGAAGAUCAGGUGAAAGAACUACUAAUGUCUUUUGGGCAGCUACGAGCGUUCAACUUGGUCAAGGAUUCCGCCACUGGACUAAGCAAGGGUUAUGCCUUCUGUGAAUAUGCUGAUGUGACAAUGACCGAUCAGGUUAGUAAUGCUAUUGCUGGCUUAAAUGGAAUGCAGCUCGGAGACAAAAAGCUUAUUGUUCAAAGAGCUAGUGUCGGAGCUAAGAAUGCCCAGAUAGGACAGCAAGCUCCAGUGCAAAUCCAAGUUCCAGGUCUCACUAUGGUUGGUGGUGCGGGCCCUGCCACUGAGGUGUUAUGCCUCCUCAACAUGGUUACUCCCGAUGAAUUACGAGAUGAGGAAGAAUAUGAAGAUAUUCUGGAAGAUAUUAAAGAAGAAUGUAAUAAGUAUGGAGUUGUUCGUUCUGUCGAAAUUCCUCGCCCAAUAGAAGGUGUUGAUGUACCAGGUUGUGGAAAGGUCUUCGUGGAAUUCAACUCUAUAAUAGAUUGCCAGAAAGCUCAACAGUCUCUCACAGGUCGUAAAUUUAACAAUCGGGUGGUGGUCACUUCAUAUUUUGAUCCAGAUAAGUAUCAUCGUAGAGAAUUCUAAGCAAUCAAAAUUUGUAAACUGCUGAGUGUAUAAUAUGGACUUUAUGGUGGUUGGAGGAAGGAAGGUAAAAUGUGGAAGUCAGAUCUAUGAAUUUGUUUUUUCCAAAUUUGGAAUACGUGGAUCAUUUGAUCUUACAUCAACAUAUUUUGUAAUUGAAAUGUAUAUUAUAAGUAAAUUUAUCACAGAUUGGAAAAGGACAGUAAAGUGAUAAGUUUCACAUUGGUAUUUGUUCAGUUGUAAGCUGAACAUUGUGCAAUUUUGUGGAUUGUUCAGUUCAACAUCCAGUGUACUGGAUCAUUGUUUUCCUUUGUACAUAGUGCAAACAGACUUCAACUUCAUUGGUUCGUGCUGCCAUUAGCUGGAAAUGUCUUUUUUAAGGAUAAAGCAUAAAUUUCCUUUAUACUCAUGACUAUAUGCUUGAACAUAAUGUAUUUAUGUGCAGCAGUUUUAAAUAAAUACAAUAUAAAUUGCUAUGCCCUUGACUUAAUUCUCUUAUCUCUUGCUCCUUUGAAAAGAAAAAGAUGAUUUUAUGUAAUAGAUACCAUUUUGUCAUAAUUCUCUUCAUUCUUUCCAAUAGUUUUGCUAGUUUUGAACUGUAAAAUUUCAUAUGUUUGUAAUGUUACCAACAUGUGGAAUGCCUGGCUUGUGCACAUUUCUAAUGGUGCAAGCAGUUCUUGAAUUGCUAUAAGAAAUACAAAAACUUAGUAUUGUGAACUUAAUCUAAGUAAUUAAUAAUAUUUUUGAAACUAUUUCAUUACCUUCUAGAUUAUUACUGCGUUUUCAUUCUAGUUGUAAUUUAUAUUGGUUUGACAUUGAUUUUUGCUAGGUGUUAUACAGUUCAGUUUGUGGUGAUGGAUCAUACAAUCUACGUGGUUUUGCAUUUGUAUGUGCUGCAAAGCUAGAACUGCAUUUUGCAGCUUUCAAUUGUUGUAUAAUGAAAUUUAAUGUAAAAUUGUAUUUCCUUAAUAUUAUGUAUUUUGAAUUGAAUGUUAAAACGUUGCUUUGACAGUGGUAACAAUAUUAGUAAUAAUAAUUUAUAACAAUUACUUAUGCUAAGUAGCUGUGGUGUUACGACACUGGUUGGCAGUUAUGGAACAGGAAACAUUCCUUCUCAAUUAUUAAGUAUCCAGCUGUGAUCAGGUGGUGAAAAUGUAAAGUAAUAAUGAUAAAAAUGGUAUAAGAAUCUGAAGUUAAAUUUUUUGAGCUUGAGCUGUUGAAUGAUCUGUUUAAUAUCUUAGUGACGUGUAGAAUAAACAUAGUUUUCAUAAUCAACUAAAGACAAAUUGAAAUUCAAUUAACUUAUCGAAAAAUUGUUUAGCUUGAUUCAAAUGGAUUUUGUUGAGUUGCAAAGAAACGUCCACCAUAGUUUUUUACAGUGCAACAUGAAGUCGACAUAAUAAAGUUGUAUAAUUAUAAGAGUUGUCUUCGUUUAGUACAUACAGUAGAGCGUCGAUUAACCAAAUGUCAAUCAUCUGAAACAUCAAGUAUCCGAACACAUAUAUUCUCUGAAUAACUAUUUUUUUAAUUAGGUAUCAUAUAAUAUACAUACUGUAUUAUUUUUCAUUGGUAGUACUGAAUAUUGAGAAAAAUUCCCAAUAUGAUUGACUGUGAUGAAAUAUUAACAAGAUACUGUUCUAUAAUCGUUCUUCUGACUUCAGUGAACUUUGACAAGUCCUACAAUAAAUGCUUAUGAACUCUGGAUGUUCUAUUGGCAGAAAAAUGCUUUUUUGCUAUCUUUAAGUGCUGUUGUAUGCCAG